UCGCUUGUCAGUCUCUAACAGUUAAUUGAGAAUUGAGAUAUAUAACGAUCAUGGCAGCUGACACCAGCGCCAUUGCUCCGACAUAUUACCUAUAUAAUUGUUUAAAGUAAUUUAGUGAAUUCUCAAUUCACUAAAGGUGGUAAAGUGAAGAACUUCGUAUCACAAAGAAAAGCGUUAAAGCUUAGAAAUUUUAAGAACGAGAAGUAGUAAACAGAUGCUUAAAUUUAAUAUGGCAUUUAAAAAAGAAACUUUGGCAUAGUGAAGAAACACUCAGUCUCAAUGGGAAACGCUCAUUUGAAUGUUCUGGUGUUCAUUUGGAAAAAGUGUUAGACAUCCUGGUUCUUAACACUUUGAAGCAAAACAUUACUUAUAAGAACACCUUUUCGGUUGUACUGAAAACUGAAGACCUUACACUGUCGAACCUGUCACUUGUGCCUGGGUGCACCUUAAGAUAUGUAUGAAGGAAGUUCGGAAGAAUUAAUGAAUGAGAAAAAUAAAGAAAAACAAGAGGAAUAUGAAAGUGUAGGAGGGGGUCUAAGCGAUGCCCAACGAGCGCGCGCAGAACGGAAUCGGCAGCGAGCGCGCGUCUUGCGCGAAGCACGUCUGGCGCCGCCGCCGUCGAAGUCGCGAGCCGUCGUCAGCGUCCAACCGAGCGUGGACUCCGGCGGAGGUUUUCUGCUCGAGGAAAAGGAGACGGAGCCGAAAGCUGUUCGGCCGCCUGCCGCGCCCCUCGUGCAUCGGUCGCAGCAGCCGCACUGCCUCGAAUGCCAACGGCCGUUCCCACAGUCCUACCUCUUCGAUACCUUUCACUACUGCGUCUGCGACGACUGUAGAGACGACGAGGAGAAACACGCCUUGAUAACGCGGACAGAGGCGAAGGGCGAGUAUUCACUCAAGGACUGCGAUCUCGACUCCCGGCCGCCGCCGCUGCUGUGCGUGCGUCGCCGCAACCCACACCGCGCUCGCUUCGCCGAGAUGCGCCUCUACCUGCGCGUGCAGGUGGAGCAGCGCGCGCUCGAGGUGUGGGGAUCCCGCGAGGCGCUGCGAGAGGAGCAGGAUUUACGCGCUCGGCGGCGUGAACAAGCCGCCGCGACGCACGAGCGGCGACGCCUUCGAGCCCUACGCAUGGACGUGCGCUCCAGUCUGUUCGACCGCACGCGCGACGCGCACGAGCACGAGUAUGGCCCCGAGCGCCACAACCCUGACGACGACGUCUACGAGCGCGCCUGCGAGUGCGGCCAUCUGCUCGUCUACGAGAAGAUGUAGUCAAACCACCAAAUACUGUAUAUCAAUGUUUGUAAUAAAAAAAUAAAUUAAA
Molecule: messenger RNA, 1318 nt
Organism: Pieris napi
Lineage: Eukaryota; Metazoa; Arthropoda; Insecta; Lepidoptera; Pieridae
Gene: Xpac
Product: DNA repair protein complementing XP-A cells homolog
Exons: 6
Coding region: 454-1266 (270 amino acids)
Biological process (GO): nucleotide-excision repair involved in interstrand cross-link repair; UV-damage excision repair; nucleotide-excision repair, DNA damage recognition
Cellular component (GO): nucleotide-excision repair factor 1 complex
Molecular function (GO): damaged DNA binding
Source: RefSeq, a predicted model, not a curated record